AUGGCGGGCGAAGGCGGUACGGGUAAUUUUCUUAGCGCAGCUCUCGAUUUCGACCUCAAUGAGGAGUAUCAUGAUCUUCCAGACUGCCAACUGCCCAAUGCCCCGAUUGAUCUAACCGGGGACCGCGAUGCGGACAGGGAAUUCGAGGCAGCUGUUGGGGGCGAUGUGUUCCUGGAUGCUCAGGAGGAAUUUCCGGCCUCGAACCCUGAAGUCGGGGUCGAGGGAAAUGUGGCUGAGGGCGGAUUUCCGAGGGGCGGAAUUCCGAGGGGGGUGUUCAUCAAUCUCGCGGACGAUGACGAGGACCCCCACCGAGCGUUGUUUGAGGAGAAUUGGGAGGAAAAUGCUAGCCGAAGCCCAACCUCUGAAGAUAAUGCCACCUGUCGAAUUCUUUUUGUGGAACCGGCCCGUGGCAAUGCGAACGGCCCAGAAUCAGAGGCAUCGCCCCAUGGAAGUGCACAUGGUGUCGGAUCGUCGGCUGCGCCCGCGGGAAAUGCUGAGGGACAAGAACCACAGGUUGCGCCACAGGGAAAUGCGGAGGGGCAAGCAUCGCAGGCCGCGCCUCAGAGAAAUGCAGAUGGGCCAGCAUCAGCUACGCACGAGUCAGUUCGAAAACAGGCCGACGUGGCCAGCAGGAUUCGCCGCGCAAAGGUCCCCUACGAUUAUCUCGCGGCGAAAACCAGAAAAGACUACAUCCUGUAUUGGCUGCACUACAAGUGGUGGGUCAUCAUGUUCAUGUCAACGCUGCCCAAGACUGAGGUUCCGGCGGCGGAGCGUCUGGACCCGCUGAAUCCUGACGAGGUUGGAAGCCAUCUGGGGAACGACAAAAAGGCGGAGUGGUCAACUGUGGAUUUGGAUGAAGUUUAUCUCCACGGGCCCCGUGUUACUGGAUGGAGGAUUCAGAGGUUCCUGCGGUACAUGGCAGAGGAAACCCCCGCGCAGGCCGAGAUGAUGCGGAGAGGCGAAGAAGUGGUGGCUGGAAAGGAGCCCAUCCCUAGUACGCCGAGCAUGAUGAAGGCAAAGAUGAGCGCUUUGGGCUUCCUGGGUAGACUUGAAGCUCGACUCUACGACUACCCGAAGGCCCAAGCAGAUGAGUACAUCGGCGAAUCGCGGGAAUACAUGAAGCCCCCCGACCGCCAGAAGGAUCUCCCUGUGGUGGUUUUCGCCUCUCGAAAGUCCAAGACGAAUGCGACCAACAGGCUGACCCACCAAUUCUUGGCCCGGCACAUCAACUUCGCGCUCUGCGGUGUUGGUGGUCUUUUUCUGUGGAUUCAUUUCGUCUACGACCUCGUGCCACUGCGAUUCGGAGCGGACAUCAUUCCGCCACUGGACUUCAGCGACCCCCUUCAGUGGUCUAAGAAGCACAUUUUCUUCCCAUUGAGGCACGGAAGGGAACAACUGCAGGAAGAGCUUCCGUACGUGACUCACAACAACUGGAUUAAUUGGGUCAUGAACGACGUAGCGCGACCGCCCUGGCGGAUUAGCAAAAAGACCCAUGCGUUUCGCCGAUCGGGAGCCCAAGGCCUGAGUGACGAUCGCUGUCCCGACCCCGACAUCAACGCUCUCGGCGGCUGGGGGCAGGGCGAGAUGCGAAGAUCCUAUGUCGUGGGCGUUUUGUUUUGGCCGGUCUUGAUGAUGGCCGGAUUCAGUGGGGAGCCGGGAGAUUACUACAUCGGCAGAGCGCACGCUAAACUCGACAACGACACCGAGUGGAAACAGUUGCAAGACCUCUUCAAGCUGUUCAUCUUCCCGCGCCUCGAAUCUGAUUUGGCAAAGGUCGAUAAGUACAACCGCGAGAAUCCGGAUAAGCCGCACCACUCUGGCAGAAGUUUUUUGGAGGCUCUUGCAAACCCUGGGCGAGACAUCGUGGCACAGGACCUUGCCAUGUGGUGGUUCUACUGCCCCGAUCACGACCAUCUUUUCGACGGUACAAGACGGCCAUGCCAGUGCCCGCGCCACCCGUACACGGACAUGAAUCCGCUCUGCCGCCACCAUCUCUUCCAGAAAUGGGCCAUCAAAGUGGCAAUCAUGCACAAGGCUGGCAUUGAACUUCGUGAAGCCAGAGGCACCUCUGCAGCCGCUGAUGCGAUCUACAAGCUGAACUCAUCCCGAAAGUACCAGAAGCUCCUCGUAGAGAGCAACCUAUGGCGGACGGAAUGUGGUCAGAAGGAUCACGAGAUUGGCGUGCUGAAGAACAGGCUCGCUGAAACCGAAGAGAGGGAGAAGAAGACGGCCGCUGAAAACAAGCAGCUCAAAGAGGAGCUGGCUGCUCUAAAGGCGCGUGCAGAGAGCAGUGCGAACGCACAGGCUGCUGAUCGAGGGUCGGGCUCGUCGGCAAAGGAGGAAGCUGGUGGGGAGGCUCCGAAGCCUGGGAAGGCACAAGCCAGCACUCCAGUGCGGGCAUUUUUCGACCUUGUCGUUAAACCCUGGCGGGACUCGGAGUCGGUCGCAAAGGCAUGGGAGCACUGGGUGAAGGUGAUCUUUUUGAUGGAAGGGAAGACUCUCCGCCAGCUGUCGUCAGAAAAAAGUUUCUACCCCACUUUCUCGUACAUUGAGAAGGGUGUGAAGGACGAUACUGGCGACAAAAAAAUGAAGCGGAUGAGGAACGUGAUGCUCGCGGUCGAGAAAUACAGGGCUAACGAAAUGGAGGAGGCCACCCGAGAUGCCACUGCGAAGAUCGAGAAGGACGUGGUGGGUCGGAGUUCGAUUAGCGCACUGGCGGAUGGGGUGAUUCUCGGAAACGAGCCACCUCCGAAGAGGGAUAAUCCCGGCAAGGAUAAGACGACGGAGAACAAGCGCCGCAAGGUCGGGUACCUCCUCUUCGCCGCCCAGAUGGUGGGUGACGGGUGGGGAGAGAAGAUGUUUGGGAAAGAUGUUUGGAAGAAGAUCAAGAUCGAGGAGCCGAAGAAGCUGGCUAAACUGAAGAAGUAG
Closterium sp. Yama58-4 is the source of this 2928-nucleotide messenger RNA. Lineage: Eukaryota; Viridiplantae; Streptophyta; Zygnematophyceae; Desmidiales; Closteriaceae. The record is from the annotation of a GenBank genome assembly.